This is a messenger RNA of Babesia bigemina, 900 nucleotides long. Its product is annotated as 30S ribosomal protein S15, putative. The transcript has 2 exons. The coding region runs from base 1 to 900 and encodes 299 amino acids. Lineage: Eukaryota; Apicomplexa; Aconoidasida; Piroplasmida; Babesiidae. Gene Ontology annotation, biological process: translation. Gene Ontology annotation, cellular component: ribosome; cytosolic small ribosomal subunit. The record is from RefSeq and is a predicted model, not a curated record. Gene Ontology annotation, molecular function: structural constituent of ribosome.
AUGCGAUGGUUUCCACUCUGCCUUAAGGUCGCGCUUGUCUACUGCGUCGUCGGUGCUGUGGAAGGCUACAAAAUCCGCUUCGGACGGGAGCGCAGCCGGAUUCUCAAGCUCCGUAAGCGCAAAAGCGCGUUCGUCGAUCGCCUGAACCUGAUCACCAGGACCAGGGGCAUCGGCAUCUUCACGCUCCGCGCCACGGCCGACGACAGCGCCGCGAUCGCGAAUCCCGGCGAGGAAUCUCAGGCGGCCGAGUCCUUUGAGGAGUUCCUGCCGAAGAAGAAGAAGAAGCGCCAACCGAAGAACCCGAUCGUAGAGAAGGAUCUGGAGCGUUACGAGCCGAUUUUCAGGAAGAUUCCCGCGCUGCGCCAGGUCCAGAAGGAGGUCGAACGCGACCAGAGGCCAGGCGCGCUCAACCCGCUCGGUUACGCCGCGCACUUCGUCCCGGAGGGCGACUGGAGCUUCCACCCCAACCUCAUUCGCGUCCGCGGGAAGUACUUCUCCAAGCUGUACGAAAAGGAGCUGAGCGAGCCCUUUAAGAUGCACGACCGUGAUUCGGGUUCAUCGCAAGUACAAAUAGCAGCGCUGACCGCGAAACUCGACUACCUCGCGCGCCACGUAAGGAACAACCACAAGGACGUGCAGGCGAGGCUCCAGGUGAUAAAACUAGGCCACCGCAGGCGCAGGCUGCUGGGCUACCUGUACCGCACCAACAGGUCUGCCUUCGACACCCUGAUAAAGACCUUCAACAUCGACUUCGACGACUCGCCGUACUGCUACAAGAAGCUGGUGCCCAGCUACUCGCACAUGCACCACCGUAAGACGAAGCGCUACACUUCGGCGAAGGAGCAGCGUACCGCAACGAGGCAGCGCGUGGUCUCCACUAUGAACACCGAGAUGUUUUGA